Molecule: messenger RNA, 864 nt
Organism: Cuscuta europaea
Lineage: Eukaryota; Viridiplantae; Streptophyta; Magnoliopsida; Solanales; Convolvulaceae
Source: the annotation of a GenBank genome assembly
CGGACUGGAAAUGGUAAAAGUGCGAGUGGUAAUAGCAUUAUCAGGGAGAGAAAAUUCAAGUCAAUGUCUAGCUCGUCUGGUGUCACGAGCACUUGCCAGCUCGAGCAGACCAUUUUGAGGGAUGGACAGAUUAUUAAUGUUAUUGACACUCCUGGGUUGUUUGACUAUCCCGGUGACAAUGAAUCAAUUGGAAAGGAAAUUGUUAAAUGCAUUAAUAUGGCCAAGGAUGGUAUUCAUGUUGUUCUUGUAGUUUUCUCAGUUAGAACCCGGUUUUCAAGAGAAGAAGAAUCAGCUGUUGAGAGCUUGUGUAGAUUUUUUGGAAGCAAAUGGACUGACUACAUGAUUGUAGUUUUCACCGACAGGGAUGAUCUUGAAGAAUCUAAUGAAACUUUGGAUGAUUAUUUAGGCCGUAACUGCCCUGAGCCUUUGAAGAAUGUUCUUGCGAUGUGUGGGAACUGGAAAGUGCUUUUUGAUAAUAAGACGAAUGAUAAAACUAAGAAGGAUUUGCAGUUGAGAGAACUUCUUUCCCUUGUGAACUUGUGAACUCUGUGGUAAUCGGAACUGUGGGAAACCAUACAUUGAUGAGAUAUUUUCUGCACUGAAGAAAGGUGCUCUUCAAAUCCGGAAUCAAACUGCAGAAUUUAAUUCAUCACGAUACUCCAAACAAGAGAUAUCUGAGUUGAACGGUCAAAUGCAAAGAGCAUAUGCUGAGCAACUUAGGCAGAUCACUGAAAUGGUGGAGAUGAAGCUGAAGGAGACGAAUCUCAAGCUGGAAGAGCAAUUGGCUAAAGAGCAAGCUGCUCGCUUGGAGGCUGAGAAGAGUGCAAGAGAAGCCCAAGAGCUAUCUAGAUAUGAGAUCAGUAA